GUAUGGACCGUCGCAUAACCUUGUUGAUUGUUGUGUUUACCUGCUGAGCAAUUUGAACGUGUAUUAUUUUGUUUGUGAUAACAACCAGUGAAAUAGUUUUUUCUUUGAUUUACACGUAAAAUUGAACAGCUAGAGUACAAAGUAGUAGUAGUUUGAAAAAAGCUCAACAGUAUUCCAAAAACUAAACGAUGCCGUCCAAAACAUACUCCUCGGUGGAGUGUUUGCUUAUACUCCUGUUAACCUCAACCUUUGCCGGGUUUUUCGGUAUGGGAAAGGGCACAUUCUCAACGCUCGUUGGCGCGAAAGAUGUUGAGAAAGUGCCGGAACUUGAUCUGACCAAAAUUAUCAACGAGAAUGUUUAUUCCAAGAUAUUUGUGCGAAAGCGUGAGGAACACAAACUGCUGGUAAAUCAUCUACAAUCCAUCGACGAUUAUGGGAAGCGGUACAAGAUGAUGAAAAUAGGACUCGAUGAAGUCAUAAGGAUAAUCCGAGAAGAAGGCGGUAAACUGCGCGGGAACAAAAUUACUGCUGAAUCUGAGUUUCCAAAGCUACAGGAGCUGAUCAAUGCGCUCGCACUCUUCCUCGAGAACACGUGUCUGUUCGGUGAGAUGGUUUUACACUUUCCCGACAUGUCCUACCGCAUACUGAAGGGCGUUUCCGAUUGGCGCACACUGAUGACGGACGCACUUAACUACACCAAAGCGUUUGUACAGAUUUUGGAUGAAAAAUCCAUCGAAUUGUUGAGCUUGCUGAAUCAGGAGAUCAACGAAGACCAGCGGACGCCAGAGUACGUUAAUCCGUACCGGGAAACAGCUCCUCAAUCGACCGAAAAGCAAAAGGACAAGCCGAAGAAAAAGUCGAAACCGAAGAAAGGACCAUCACUGUCACCAACUAAAACAGAGCUAUAACAACACGCACACAGGCCAUUCCGGUUGUAGAAAAUGAUUUCGUUCACUUAAAUAUACGCUUAAGAAGAAUUUA
Anopheles stephensi (Asian malaria mosquito) is the source of this 981-nucleotide messenger RNA. RefSeq names its product coiled-coil domain-containing protein 134-like. The coding region runs from base 189 to 908 and encodes 239 amino acids. NCBI's taxonomy places the organism in Eukaryota, Metazoa, Arthropoda, Insecta, Diptera, Culicidae. The record is from RefSeq and is a predicted model, not a curated record. The transcript has 3 exons.